Messenger RNA from Nelumbo nucifera (sacred lotus), 2158 nucleotides. Its product is annotated as galactan beta-1,4-galactosyltransferase GALS1. Gene Ontology annotation, molecular function: glycosyltransferase activity. Gene Ontology annotation, cellular component: cytoplasm. The record is from RefSeq and is a predicted model, not a curated record. Lineage: Eukaryota; Viridiplantae; Streptophyta; Magnoliopsida; Proteales; Nelumbonaceae.
CCGCCCAAGGCCCUAGGCCAGAUAUUAAAAGCAAACGCCACUCAAACGCGCUGUCUGUCUCUUCUGUCCGCCUGACAGUCACCCCCAGCGCUGCGCUGCAGUACUUGGAGUUUGAGACCUCCGAUAGGACCAAAUACCGUCGGAACUCCAUGAGGAAGGAGGGAGCACCGGCGUCCGUCUCCGGCAUUUCAGCCGGAAAAUUUUCCUUCUGUUUUGAAACUAAGCCCUUGGUCGCUACAUUGCUUGCCGUAACCUUGGUCAUGGCCAUCUGGAAUCUCCAACCCUACUACGACAACCUUCUCUCCGCCACUACAACUCCACCGGAUGCUUCCACCCGCUUUCCUGAGAAAAAACUCUCUGCAGCAGGGCCCGUACCCAACACCGACCCAAACAAGCGUCUCUUCUACGCCUACGGCAACGCGGCCUCUCUAUUUGUCCAGAUGGGAGCCUACCGCGGCGGCCCUCGGACCUUCGCCAUCGUCGGCCUCGCCUCCAAGCCCCUCCACGUAUACGGUCGUCCUUGGUACAAAUGCGAGUGGAUCUCCAACAACCGUUCCUCACCGUCUCUCAAAGCCAAGGCGUAUAAAAUGCUACCCGAUUGGGGCUACGGUCGCGUAUAUACGGUCGUCGUCGUGAACUGUACAUUCUCUGUCAACCCUAACGAGGACAACACCGGUGGAAAGCUCGUGGUGUACGCCUAUUACGGGGAAUCGCCAAAGAGGUAUGAGAAGAUCAUAGCUUUGGAGGAAGAGCCCGGGGCGUAUGACGAAACCAGGUAUCGUCCUCCCUAUAAGUACGAGUAUUUGUAUUGUGGAUCUUCGUUAUACGGGAACUUGAGUGCCACGAGGAUACGGGAGUGGAUGGCAUACCAUGCGUGGUUCUUCGGACCGAGCUCGCAUUUCGUGUUUCAUGAUGCGGGAGGAGUCGGACCAGAGGUGAGGGCGGCGCUAGAACCAUGGGUGCGAGCCGGGCGGGCGACGGUGCAAGACAUUAGGGCUCAGGCGGAGUUUGACGGGUAUUACUAUAACCAGUUCUUGGUGGUGAAUGACUGUUUGCACCGUUACCGCUACGCUGCGAAUUGGACAUUUUACUUCGAUGUGGACGAAUAUAUAUAUUUACCGGACGGGAACACGUUAGAAUCAGUAUUGGAGGAAUUUUCCAAUUAUACCCAGUUCACGAUUGAGCAGAAUCCCAUGUCGAGUUCGCUCUGCUUAAAUGAUUCGACACAGGAUUAUUCAAGACAAUGGGGAUUCGAGAAGCUGAUUUUCCGAGAAUCGCGUACCGGAAUCCGGAGAGAUCGGAAAUACGCGAUUCAGGCAAAGAACGCAUACUCUACAGGCGUCCACAUGUCAGAGAACGUCAUCGGAAAAACACUACACAAGACGGAAACAAAAAUCCGAUACUACCACUACCACAACUCGAUAUCACUAGAAGGGGAGCCGUGCCGGGAGUUUCUCCCCAUUUCAGCGAAGAAUAAUGUUACGUGGGUAGACAAGCUUCCAUAUGUUUACGACGAUAACAUGAAGAAGCUGGCGGAUACAAUCAAACAAUUGGAGAAGAAAAUGAUCGGAGACGUACAUUUGUAGAGUAGAAGAAAUUGCUGGAUUCAUGACUAAACACGCGGAUAUCCUGGUGUGUCGGUGGGAUGAAGAUUGAGGAAAGGUGGCCAUCCGUCCAAUUCCAAAGCCCGAACAAGGAGCCAAGGAGGAACCCGGGAUCUGACCCACCGGUUGGAGCCUUGGAGGGACAGAAAGAAGGGAUUGUUUGAUUGAAAAAUAGAAAGAAAAAGAGGGAAAGAGAGUGGGAGUUGGUCACCAUUACCAGGCACCAGUUGGGUUGGGGGGUGUCCCCCCAUAUCACUUGGAUUUCCUCAUGUAAUGAUGUAAAGGUGUGUUUUUCCUCGUCGGUAUAAGUUUCUUUUUUUUUAGAAAAAUAAUAAUUAUAAAAUUGAAUAUCCUGUCAUGCAUGUAUGAGUGAAAUUGAUGAUUUAUUUGUGGACAACUUAAUUAACGGGCAAGAGAGAGAGAGGCCCACCGACCGCCGUGCAUUUAUGGUAGCAUGUGAUUAAGACGAGAGAGAGAUGGAAAACUAUAAGAAAAGAGAUGAGAUGUUCAUAUCUCUCUCUGAAAUUUGAAUGAUUUGGUUUUGCUUGCGCGUC